Messenger RNA from Rana temporaria (common frog), 5943 nucleotides. RefSeq lists its product as uncharacterized. Bases 172 to 3804 code for a protein of 1210 amino acids. Gene Ontology annotation, biological process: proteolysis; DNA integration. Gene Ontology annotation, molecular function: nucleic acid binding; aspartic-type endopeptidase activity; RNA-DNA hybrid ribonuclease activity. NCBI's taxonomy places the organism in Eukaryota, Metazoa, Chordata, Amphibia, Anura, Ranidae. The record is from RefSeq and is a predicted model, not a curated record. The transcript has a single exon.
AGGUAUGAUCAAUACCCGGACUCCAGGUAUGAUCAAUACCCUGACCACAGGUAUGAUCAGCGUCCAAAUGCCAGGGCUUUCCCUCCUCCUUCUCCCCGAGGGGAGCGCCCUCAACCCCUCGCAUAGGAAUACGGCAACCCUGUGUCUUCUGCCUCCUCCCCUUCCCUUCCAAUGAUGGCCGCCACAACCCGGUCAGGGGCGGGUCCUCUAGCAAAUAUUUUGAUCCCAAUAGAGGGCCGCCCCACCAACUUUCUGGUGGACACAGGGGCUUGUCGUAGCGUCAUUCGGGAGGCAGAAAUCCCUGACCCCUCCUACUUAUCCUCUAUAGAUGUGUCCUGCGUGGGUGUGGACGGUCAGUCUCGGUCCAGCCCUCUCACGAGACCUCUACAGGUGGGUACUACCCCCGCAUUGUUGGCUAGAUUUGUGGUUUCGAACACCUGUCCCCUCAAUCUCUUGGGGGCGGAUGUUCUUUCCCGGCUUCAGGCCUCCAUUAUGUAUAAUGCUGACGGGUCCAUCUCCGUGUCCACUGCCCUGAGUGAGGGUGACACGUCAGCAUUAUGUUCCCUCCCCAUCCUGAUGUCCCUGCAGGUCCCGCCGGAAUCUAUCCCUGACCAUUUCCUUGAUCAAAUACCCUCCUGCCUCUGGUCCACUGGCCCAGAGGAUGUAGGUAGGUUGUCAGUUCCCCCGGUGGUAGUCCUUCUCAAGCCAGGAGCUGUUCUUCCUAGAAGGGCACAAUACCCCCUCAAACCUGUCCAGACUCAGGCAAUUUCUGAGCAAAUUGAAGUUUUGUUGGGAAAUGGUGCCCUGAUACCCUGUACUUCCCCUUGCAAUACCCCAUUGUUUCCUAUUAAGAAGAAGACCCCCAAGGGUCACCCGGAUAAGUUUCGGUUAGUACAGGAUCUUAGAGCAGUGAACGAGGCCACCGUUUUGGAGACACCACUUGUCCCCAAUCCACACACUCUUCUGUCAGGGGUUCCCCCAUCUGCAACGAUUUUCACUGUCAUCGAUUUAGCAAAUGCCUUCUUUAGUGUCCCAUUGGACCCCUCCUGUCAGUACUUGUUUGCAUUCACACAUGCUUCAAAGCAGUAUACCUGGGGUGUUCUCCCUCAAGGCGCCCAGAACUCACCCAACCAGUUCACCAAGGCCAUGUCCCUCAUCCUCUCCAACUGGCCUAACCCCCACCCGGACCUGGUUGUGGUUCUUCAAUAUGUGGAUGACUUGCUCGUCUGUGCCCCCUCUCAGGAAACAGCGGAACAAUCUUCUGUCAGCCUUCUGGUGUACCUGGCUCAACAAGGAUGCAAGGCCUCGAAAGAGAAGUUACAGUGGUGCUCUCCCCGUGUUGUUUUCCUGGGACAUUGCAUAUCUCAUGGCGCGAAGCACAUUACGCAACAGCGCGUUGAAGCCAUCCAAGCCCUUUCACCCCCCAGCAGCGCUAAGGCCCUACAUGCUUUUUUGGGACUGAUUUCUUAUUGCAGAGCCUGGAUACCUGCGGCCUCCCUUCUCAUGCAGCCACUAUAUGACAACCUGCCGUGUGUCCCCUUUGCAUUGUCCGAAGAAGCCCUUACUAACUUUUCCCUUUUGAAAAAGGCGAUCAGCACUGCUCCUGCACUUGGUCUUCCUGACUAUGGAAAGCCCUUUAGGUUGUUUAUUUCUGAGACCCAAGGACACGCUUCAGGGGUGCUGACACAAAGUUAUGGACUCCGUAACCGCCCCAUUGGUUACUAUUCUGCCCGCCUGGACUCUGUCGCUAGAGGAGGCCCAUCUUGUCUCCGAGCUGUUUUUGCUGCCCAGGCCCUAUUGGACAAAACUUCAGAUAUUGUUUUGGGGUAUCCCCUACAGCUGCUUGCCCCUCACGAUAUCUCUGCCAUCUUGAAUCAAGUGCAGCCCAAGCAUAUUUCCUCUGCUCGGCACCUUCGGUUGCAAUGCUCUCUUCUCCUGCCUGACAAUGUCACACUGCUUCGAUGCCAGCAGCUGAACCCCGCUACACUUCUUCCUCUUGUCCAGGGGGGAAAUCGUGAUAUGUCUCUGGACGAACAGGAAGAAGAGAACACAGACUUACCUGCCCCUACCUUGGAUGAAUAUGAACAUGAUUGCUUUGAACUCAUGAAGGCGGAAACCACCCAUUUACCCUCUGUCCUGGAUUCACCGAUCCCAGAUCCUCAACUCACCUUGUAUGUUGAUGGUUCCAGAUUUGCAGAUUCAUUCGGCAAUUACCAUACAGGAUAUGCGGUUACCACAGAGACUGUAGUUAUGAAAGCCGCCUCGCUCCCAGCAUCCAUGUCUGCUCAAGAGGCUGAGCUCUAUGCCCUUACAGUAGCCUGCCAGAUUGCAGAAGGACAAACAGCAAACAUCUAUACUGAUUCGCGGUACGCACUGGGCGUUGCCCAAGACUUUGGAGUUAUAUGGAAGACUCGCGGCUUCCUGACUACAGCCGGUACCCCGGUGAAGCAUGGAAGGGCAAUAGAUGCACUGCUGACAGCACUCCAACUCCCUGAACAAGUAGCAAUACUCAAGGUUAAAGCCCAUGGAAAGAGAACCACACCAGAAGCCAGAGGAAACUACCUUGCCGAUGAAACAGCAAAACAAGCAGCCAUGACCCCUCUAGAGGCUCAAACCACAGACUUUGUGGGGAUACACCAUCCACAACCAGAAGCGGUACACACAGACCUACUUAAAAAGACUCAAACAGACGCUGCAGACCAAGAGAAAACUACGUGGAAUAAGAUGGGAGCAGUACGGAUGAAUGACCUUUGGACUGUAGGAACCCGCCCAUGUCUCCCCAGAGCUUUGUACCCAGCUGUGGUACAGUGGGCCCAUGGGCCAACCCAUCUCUCAAAGACUUUGAUGAACUCGCUCAUAAACAAACAUUAUGUAGCUCCAGGAAUUACUACUUUAACUAACCAGUACUGCAAGUCCUGCCACACCUGCCUAGCAUGCAAUCCCGGAAGGCUGGAGAAAACUCCCCCGAAACAUUCAGUCAGACCACUCUACCCCUUCCAGAGAAUACAGAUCGACCACAUACAAAUGCCAAAGAGUGGUAGAUUCGAGUAUGCCCUGGUAGUUGUAGACAUGUUCUCAGGAUGGCCCGAGGCAUAUCCAGUUGCAAAUCAGACAGCGAAAACCACAGCUAAAAAGUUACUUUUGGAGGUGGUUUGCAGAUUUGGGGUACCCGAGGUUAUAGAAAGUGAUCAAGGUCCUGCGUUCACUGCUACUAUUACAAAAGAGAUAUGGAAGGCCCUAGGUACCACGUUAGCAUUUCACACACCUUAUCAUCCUCAGAGUAGUGGGAAGGUGGAAAGAAUGAACCAGACACUUAAAACCCGAAUGUUGAAAAUGGCCAAAGAUACAGGUCUGUCCUGGCCAGAAAGUUUGCCAAUAGCUUUAUUCAGUGUACGGUACUCCCCGAGAGGGAAGUAUUCUUUGUCCCCUUUUGAAAUCUUGUUUGGUACAGCUCCCAGGUUAGGUUGUUACUACCCGCAACAGUUGCAAUUACAGUCUGAUACUUUGGUAGAUUAUGUGACGGCUCUGGCCAAAGAAUUAACUAAUAUCCAUGCACGAGUAUAUUCUUCCAUUCCAGAUCCUGAUUUAGAUACCGGUACUCACAGCAUACUUCCUGGGGAUUGGGUGAUGGUUAAGAAGUUCCUCCGAAAACAUUCUCUAGAGCCAAGAUAUGAUGGUCCAUUUCAAGUGUUGCUGACAACAGCUACUUCAGUAAAGUUGGCCGGAAAGAACACUUGGAUACACGCAUCCCAUUGCAAAAAGGCUCCAGUUCCUGAGGAUUGUGACCUACCCGCAUCAGAAUGAAGUUAUAUAUCCUUCUUUUUACAGUGACAGUGGUGUACACACAGGAGGUGGCUAUUAGAAAAACAGAACAGAUAGUGCAAUUCUGGUAUAAUUCAUCAGACACACAUGUGACUACCUUUAUAUUUGAUUACUGUGAUAUAUAUCCUCCAGCUGCGUGGUAUUGGUGUCAUACGAACCGACGGGUGUUUAGUGUCCGCGGAGACAUAUAUCUAUGUGAUGUAACUGAAGAUUGUAAUGAUUGGGGAUCUGUGGGUUGGAAUACAGGUGAUGACUGGGGAAACAGACCACAGCAUGCUCUGAGUAAAAAAGACAAAUAUGGGGAGCCAUUACUUGACAGACUAACCUUGAGAAAAUCAGCUUUAUGGUAUGCUGGUGAGACGGAUUAUAACAUGAAACUUACCCUAACCAUAAGGAAUCCCAGUCCUGGGGAUGCAGGCACAUAUAAUAUGGGGUUACGGUAUAGUGAAGAGGAUAGGAAACCAAUACCAUUACCUGUAGGGGAUAGGGGACCAAUAGUACCGUUCCAACUUAAAGACAUGUAUAAUUCACCUGAAUGGCAGGCCUUACAAGCUUUAAGUGAUCCCCCUGAGGUACAGGUACAUAAAACCACCCUAGGAGAAAUAGAGGCCAUAGCAGAUCCCACAUUCGAAGACACAAUGGCAGCUGAGACUGGUUUUUCGGAUGUUAACUUGUGGCUCGAAUGGAUGAGGUAUAGUGCAUUGAAGCAUAACCGAUCCAAUUGUUACGUAUGCAGUGGAGCUAAACCACAUUUGGGAACAGUACCAUUAAACAUACCUCCUACUCAAGAGGAGUGUUUUCUGAGCCUGUUUACCAACACUACUACUGAUCACUCCCAGUGUGAGACAUGGAAAAAGGAAUACCCAAUAAUAACUCAAACAGCAAGGCCUGGGGAAGGUAUCACUAUAUAUCCCGGUAAUUACACAUGUUAUAGGAAAUACCAGGGAGCAGGGAGGUUCUUAGGUAACUUCUCUGAGGGUUACUGUGCUUCAUACAGUAGUGUAUCUGCAGAUUUAGUUCAAAAUCAAAUACAAUCUCUGGGAGAUGUGUAUUGGAUCUGUGGUGACAUGAAAAUUAGGGCUAAAUUAACUGACCAAUGGACAGGGGAAUGUGCACUUGCUAAAGUCAUAAUGCCCUUGCACAUCUUUUCUGUAGAGGACCUAGUCACACAAGGGGAGCACCCCAAUAGAGAACGUAGAAGUGCCCCAGCAGGUAGUUUUGACCCUCAUGUAUAUAUAGAUGCCAUAGGGGUUCCAAGGGGGGUCCCGGAUGAGUUUAAAGCUAGAGAUCAAGUAGCUGCCGGUUUUGAGUCCCUGAUUCCCUUAAUCACCAUAAAUAAGAAUGUGGAUUGGAUUAAUUAUAUUUACUAUAACCAACAGAGGUUUGUUAACUACACCAGGGAUGCACUCCAGGGAAUAGCUGAACAACUAGAAGCCACUUCACGGAUGACUUUUCAAAAUCGCAUGGCCCUAGACAUGAUAUUAGCUGAAAAGGGGGGUGUAUGUAAAAUCUUACCUGGUACAAGUACAUGUUGUACGUACAUUCCGGACAAUACAGGUCCGAAUGGCAAGGUAACAUUGGCCAUUAAGAAAUUAGAGGAACUCUCCAAAGAAUUAAAAAGAAAUUCUGGGUUGACAGAUCCCUGGGACCAGUAUUUUGGAUGGAUGAAAGGGUGGCAACGCAUUUGUACUCAAAUAGGUAUAGCAAUUUUGAUUUUGGUUAUAUUGGUUGUGGUGAUGUUUUAUUGUAUUCUGCCCUGUAUAAAGAAACUGUUAGGGAAAGCAGCUGAAGAGGUAACUCCUACUUUUGUAAAUUUGGGUGAAAUAGGAGAUUCAUUGAAGAAAGUAGAAGAAGGACCUUAUCCUCUGUUACCAUCCUUGACUGUUGAGACUGCUUACAACAUUCUCAAGUGAAAGAAAGGGCAAAGAGAAUGUAGGGAUGUUGCUUUUCAAAUAGACCUUAUAGGGGGGAUUGUGAUAGAUUUCUGUAAUAAUGCCUAUUUGAUAAGCUGUGCUAAUCUUUAUAUUAGAAUUAUUAAUAAUGUUUAGUAUUAUUCUUCAUAUUAUUUUUGAUACCUUUUUAUAUAUAAGUAUAUUUAUGCAUGUGUGAAAUAUAUGUAUC